Molecule: messenger RNA, 666 nt
Organism: Wickerhamiella sorbophila
Lineage: Eukaryota; Fungi; Ascomycota; Dipodascomycetes; Dipodascales; Trichomonascaceae
Exons: 1
Coding region: 1-666 (221 amino acids)
Molecular function (GO): peroxiredoxin activity
Source: RefSeq, a predicted model, not a curated record
AUGACGACAAUUCUGACCUCGUCAAGGCUUUCGAGGCUCGCGGCCUAUCCCCAUCUCUCCAGCAGCUGGCACUAUCUUUCUGCAGCCAUUCUCAGCGUGUGCAACCACCCCCAGGAGAUUCCGGCUCUCUACAAGUAUGCUAUGGAGGUGACCCCGAAGGAGGACCACGCACGUGUAACUUCCGAAAUGCGGGAGUCUCUGUUAAAAGCGGCGGCUCUGAUUGGCCUACCCCGCACUAUUAACUCCUUGACGGAGCUCAAAAAUGUCACUCCGGAAGAAUUACGGUUAGACGAACCUUUGCGGAGUGACGACACCGACUUUGAGAAAGUUGGUGAAUCUUUUUUCGCCAAAGUGUAUGGCAAAAUCACCAAGCGCAUUCACUACCAGCUGCACACGGCCUACCCUGAUCUCAACUGGUUCAUCAUCAAGCACGAGUACGGCCCCCUAUUGUCGUUCACCAAGAUCUUGGGUGCCAAAGAAACCUCAUUGGUGGUUGUAGCCAGUCUAGUCCCCCAGGACGUCAACCCCCAGCUCAAGGGCCACCUCAAGGGGGCCGUGAACAACGGCUCGUCUGUUGAAGAGGUCAACAGUGUCCGAGAUAUGGCCAUUGAGCUCAGUCAAUGGUGUGGUGUUCAACCUUGGCGCUCAGAAGUAGCCAAACUGUAG